Oryzias latipes (Japanese medaka) is the source of this 5327-nucleotide messenger RNA. RefSeq names its product leucine zipper, putative tumor suppressor 2a (gene lzts2a). NCBI's taxonomy places the organism in Eukaryota, Metazoa, Chordata, Actinopteri, Beloniformes, Adrianichthyidae. The record is from RefSeq and is a predicted model, not a curated record. Gene Ontology annotation, biological process: negative regulation of canonical Wnt signaling pathway; cell division.
UGGAACGUAUAACAUGUUUCUCAAACUGUUAAAUUUGACGCAGGAUCGUGUUUAUGCAGGGAAUGUGCAGAAAGGGGUGGAUAAAUUUCAGGCUAAAAAGAGACUGGGGAGGAGAGUAGCAUGGGUGUGCGUUAAAAGAGGCUAACUAGAGGCAGAGGGGCUGGCAGACAAAAAGUGGGAGAUGUGGACGAGGAGGGGGAGGCGGUGCUAAGGCAGACAGCAGGGAAGGAAAGCUGAGAAGAGGAACAGUUGAGUAAAGUGAAAGGAGAGGACAAGGAGAGGGCAGGACAGAAGAAUAAAGGGGGGAGCUUCCAUUUGAAAGUCCUUGUUCCAGGAUAUGAAGUCCUGGAGCGGUAAAGAGGCAACAGCAGGAAACUGGAAUGUGGUUGUGAAGAGGUAGACAGACAAACGGGAGACACAGAGGAGAAAAAUCUCAGUUGAGAUUUGUAGGGAUAUUUUUUUUCCAAAUUCUUUUUCCCAAGAGACAAAGAGAAGUGGAUACAGCAAUGCAGGGCUCUAACCAGGUGUGGGGUGUAUCUGAAACGGCCAGGUUGCCAUGGCUCUGGUUCAGGCCCUACCUGUGAGCGACCAUCCCAAUCCAGGUGUUGACAUCCAGCAGUGCCGACCGUUGUCACCCCACUCCCCUUCCAGUCCCUGCUCCGGCCCCUGUGGGUCGUGCAGUUCUGAACCAACCAUGGGCUCCGUCAGUUCCCUCAUAUCGGGCCGCACGUACCAGGAGAGGCACUGUAGAGCCGCCAGCGAAUUCAAUAUCAAACCGCGGCGCUCCACUCCGGCUACCAACUGUUUCAGGAUUCAGGAUAAAACCCUUCGCAGUGGGAGCUCUCUUGAACAACUGCUGGUCGUCAGCAACCAAACGCAGCCUCAAGCUCAGGUUCUGCCUCCACCAUUGCCCACCAAGAAGCAGCCCCGGCCUGGAAACACUGCCAGCGCCGGUGGAGCGGUCACUGGAGCAACAAGCGGAGCCUCUAAUGGGAAUUUUGGAUAUGUAAGCGACAAAGUUGUGGUUGAAGACUGGAAUGACAACUUGAUGCUCAGAACUACAAGCCCCUGCAGUGACCUCGAGGACCAAAAGGACAACAGGACUUUGAACGGGAACAUUAGUGGACCUCCUCCUAAACUCGUCCCGGUGUCUGGACAAUUGGAGAAGAAUAUGGAGAAAGUGCUGAUCCGCCCGACGGCGUUCAAGCCUGUCGUUCCCAAGAACCGUCACUCAGUGCAGUACUUGACCCUUCGGGCAGGGGGCAGCAAUCUGUCCGAGAGUCAGGCCAGCAUCAACCUCCUGCUGCCCCUCGCCGGAUCCAACGGUGCCAACAGCACAAGUGGAAACAGCGGUGGCUGCAGUGCCAGCUCUGAAGGCAAGCACAAUUCCUUCACUGGAGGCCGCAACGCUCGCAGCAGCCAGUCCUGCUCCAUGUCCGAUUCAGGGAGGAACUCCCUCUCCAGCCUCCCCACUCACAGCAGCACAGGCUGCAGUUUGGCUCCCAGCGAAGGCUCCAAUUCAGGGUCCGGCUCAGGGGGUCAGGCGGAGCCUGUGCCUUGCUUGGGUCGCAACACUUCAGUUGGGAGUGGGAGCCAUGGUCAUAAUAACUCAGAUAGUGGACGCUCCUCAUCCAGUAAAAGCACUGGCUCGGGGUCGUUGAGCGGACGCGGGCAGCCUUUGUUCGACAGCGGGUCUUGUGGCCACUCAACCCCCUCUGCAGAGGGAUAUGAAGUAGUGGUGAGGGAGCUGGAAGACAAGCUAAGGGAACGAGACCUGGAGCUCCAGCAGCUUCGCGAAAACCUGGAUGAGAAUGAAGCGGCCAUCUGCCAGGUGUACGAGGAGAAGCAGCGUCGAUGUGAAAGAGAGCUGGAAGAGCUGAGACAAACCUGUGCUGCUAAGAUGAAGCAGACCUCCCAAAAGGCGCAGAGAUCGCAGCAGGUGCUGCAGUUACAGGUAUUUCAACUACAGCAAGAGAAAAAGAAGUUGCAGGAGGACUUCUCCUCUCUGCUUCAGGACAGAGAGACACUGGAGAAGAGGUGUGCUACGAUUCAGAGGGAGCAGACGCAGCUGGGGCCACGCUUGGAGGAGACCAAGUGGGAGGUUUGUCAGAAGUCUGGUGAAAUCUCCCUCCUCAAGCAGCAGCUGAAGGAGAUCCAGUCUGAGCUCAGCCAGAAAGCUGGAGACAUCGUAGUCCUGAAGGCCCAACUGAGGGAGGCUCGCUCUGAGCUGCAAGCCAGCCAGGCUCGAAGCCAAGAGGCCCAGACCGCCCUCCGGACGAGAUCGCUUGAGCUGGAAGUGUGCGAGAACGAACUCCAGAGGCGGAAGAGUGAAGCCGAGCUGCUCCGGGAGAAAGUGAGAAGUUUGGAGGAGGAGUCAACCCGGCUUCGGGAAGGCCUAUCCAAUCACUGUGGACCUUAUCUACCUGGAAACAUGAAGGCUCACUGUAUGAGCCAUUCGCUACAAGGUAGAGGUGUGUUGGGAAGGGGGGGUCCCAGUCCCUCCAUGUAUCGGGAUGGAGAAGACUCUCAUCUUGUCUGGAGCGGAGAGAGCGAUGAAGCAAAGGCACAGAGACAGAACGCAGAGAUUGUGCUGGGACUCAGACAGCAGGUGGACAGACUGAAAGCUGAGCUCAUGUAUGAGAGAAGAGCUGGCGAGGAGCAGCUGUCACGGUUUGAAGAGGAGAGGAGGGUGUGGCAUGAAGAGAAGGAAAAGGUUAUCCGCUACCAAAAGCAGCUGCAGCAGAACUACAUCCACAUGUACCGUCGGAACCGCGAUCUGGAGCGAGUCAUGAGAGAGCUGAGUCUGGAGCUAGAGAACAGGGACGUGGAGGACUAUGAGGUCCACAGUGGCAGCAACGACAUCCACUUUGAAGAAAUCACUGCCACAGAAAUCUGAACACACACAGACACAAAAACACACUUCACCAAUACUUGGGCACAGAAACACGGAAGCCCAGCUCACAUGAGCCUCGGAACACCAAGCAUCGAUCUCAAAGCUAAAUCUGCACUAACUAGCUCCACCUGGUAGACGAGAGUGAGCUUGUCACCACUAUCACUGUCAAAAGGGACCUUUCCCAAAGGUGCAUUCUUUUCUUCCUGCUAACUGAUGUAUUCCAAUGAAAUCUUAAAAGGUGUCACUUUAAAUAUGUUUUUUACUACUAAAAAGCCAGCACAAGAUGAUGUGGAUGCAAAAGCAAAUUAAAGGUUGUUCGUUUUUCUCCAAAUCAGGGUAUGAAACCGGAUAGGAACCUACGUAUAUGUAUUCUUUAUACGGAACAAUCUGGUCAGUGUGCAUCUCCAAGCCUCUUGGUUUUAUUUAACAUAAAACAACUGACCACCAUCAUGCGUGCAAUCACGCAUCAUUAUAGCAAUCAAGUUAAGGUAUCCAAAUAGAUAACUGCUUCUCUUCUACCUUCAUUAAGGAUUGUUAGCAUAGGUUUCUUAUUCUACAAGCAGUAAAAUAUAUAUAUUUAUUAUUUGUUUGUUUAGAGGGAUUUAAAUGCAAAUUCUUAAAAAAAUGUAUAUUAAAAAAAUGAGCGUUUUGUCCCAAUUCUUGGGCAUAAUUGGUUGAAAAAAACAAAGAAAAACUGGCCAACAGGAGAAAAUAGGGCAUUUAUUUGCACAAACAUGUCUGGCCUCGUUUGUUUGGUUCUCAAUAACAUUUUUGGAGCAAAUUUAGACAUUCAAGAUUGAUAUUUUGAGUUAUAUUUUGAUAUAAACGAGGACAUUCUAUUCUGACAUUUCUUGAACCGCAUUGACACAGAAAGUAAACACACAUAGGAAACACACACCAUUUGAGUUUUUCACACCAUGUAGAUUGCGGUAAUUAAUCAGUUUGACUGCUUGUUCAGACUAUGUGGUGAGCUCUUGUGCAGAUAACACCAGGAUGUUGCUGAUUCCUUUUUUUUGGUCUUUGUUUUGCUUCUUUCUAAAACAACAAAAACAUUACUAUUUUUCCAAAAUCAUAUUCAUACUUGCCAUCUGGUUAUGACACCACAGCGAUUUUUAAGGCAUGCUUUUCAGAGUUGCCUCGUCCACUCUGCGUUGUCUUUUUGUGUAAUUGCCAUGCCAGGCUUGCAACCUAAAGCCAAAAACAAUUUAAAAUGUCUUCCUAGUCCUUGCAAGGCUACAUUCUAUGCUUCACUGACUGCUAUACAGGUAAUUAGACUGGCAUGUCUGCAUGUGUUUGUGUGAGAAACCUGAAGCUCUCUCAGGAAGGCUGAAAGUUUGCAGAAUAGGUCGGCUUCUAAAACUGAUGAAAAGCUUUUGGAAGAUGUGGGCUGCAGUGAGUCUUUACCUCACAGUAAACGCAGGGUUGUGUUUAACACUGAGUAUUGUAGAAGAGGGCUGCUGAGAACUUUUAUUAUGCAAAGAGCAUAUAUUGAAGAAAAAUUUAAUGGAAAUCUAUGUAAUAGAGGAAAUGUUGUAUAUUUUUUUAUAAAUAUUAUCUGAGGAUAUUUUGUUGUAGUACUGAUGUAACUGUGAGUUCAUGUAUAUCCCACCCUAUAGGUCAUUUGAUCAAUCAAUUACAAAUGGUGGUGUCGACUGAAUAAAGAUGCAAGAGCAAACUGUGUUAAAACAGCUAGUGAAUUUUGGCGUGAACCUUUGGGUUUCACAAAGUUUUUGGGGAGGUUAUCUCCAUAUUUUGAUUGGUCUUUCAUUUGAUUAUCAGUUCUUUUUCAUCAUAGAAAUUACACAUUAUAAUGGUCGCUUUUUCUCACAUAUUUCAUCUAAAAUAGCAUGAUGUGCCAUUUGUAAGGUUAGAGAUUGUAUGGGACCCAAUGCAAGAAAAUCCUGGAAAUCCACUAACAAGAUACCAAAACUACUUGAGGUUGCAUGACAAGACCACAUUCGCUGUGGUGACCUAUAGUUGAGAUUUAAAACCCCGAACUCCAUAUGACAUCAAACAGCAGAAUGUUUAGUUUGUCUAACCACCCUCACUUUAACCAGACCUAGACUGUUAUUACCAAAGAUGCUGGUUAGCAUCGACUACAGGUGUCGCUAAAUAAACUCAGUUAUCCACUCUUCCUCAUGUCUGGGUUCAUGUUUAGUUUCCUAAAGGGGUUUCUGUGUAAAUAUGUAAAACAGCACAGUAUAGCUGACAGACUUUGUCUUUUAUUUACACAAAACAUCUAUUUCCAACAUAGCCACUGUGACUAGACCAAAGCAACGUAACACGUUUUGUUUUCUUGUGGCAUUUUACAUCCUUUGGUUCUGUUCUUUUUUAUGUAUUUUAAUUACAUCUGUUUCAAUAAUUAAUAAUCAUGUAUAUUUUUAUGUGUACAUUUCUUGUAUAAAUGUUUUUAAUUAAAAGUAAGUUUUCACCU